AUGGAACAAGUUCUUCAACUUGACCCACGCCUCAUGGGCGGUGGUGUCGGGUUCCAAGAUGCGGAGGCAGAGAUCGUCGGAAAUGGAUUGGUAGAUCCAUUGGAGGACGUCAACCAGUUGGCGUCGGUAUCAUCGUUGGGUUUCUGGGAUGGGUCAAAAUGGUAUUGGAGCCUAGAUUGGAAGAGAGCCCUUCGACCCCGGGAUGUAGAAGACCUGGACCACCUUCUCUCUAUAGUGGGUCAUGUCUCGCUGGAUGUUAGUAGUAGCGACAAGUUCAUCUGGGCCCCCGAUAAAAAUGGGCGCUUCUCGGUUAGCUCAAUCACGAAAGAGCUGGACAAAACCUCCCCCAUGGUUUCAUCUGACAUUUUCAAGAGUCUAUGGAAGGGUCUUGUCCCCCAUAGAAUCGAUAUUUUUGUUUGGUUUGCCCUUAUGGGUAAGCUAAACACAAAAGGGAAGCUUGUAAGGUUGUCUAUCAUCCCUCCCUCCGAAGCUUCAUGUAGUUUCUGCAAACAACAUAUUGAAGAUGAAGAGCAUCUAUUUAUUCAUUGCGAGCUCUCGAGGAAAUUGUGGUAUUGGUGGUUCGCUCUUUGGGAUAUUUCAUGGGUCCUUCCGCGGUCAUUGAAGGAUCUUUUUUUGCAAUGGAACAAUUGCCAUGCAGAUUGCUUUUUUAAGAAAGUAUGGAAAGCCACCUUUUGCAUCAUUUUGUGGACCCUAUGGAAGGAGCGUAAUGCUCGGGUUUUCAGCAAUAUUGUAUGCUCUGAUAAACAGCUUCAAGACAUGGUUCUACUUCGUUUAUGCUGGUGGAUAAAGGGAUGGCAAGAUCCCUUCCCAUAUUCAAGCAAUGAGGUGAUGCUAAACCCAAAAUGCCUUAAAGGCUGCCUAGCUGCGGGAAGGAAUGUCAAUCCAGCUCCUAGUCAUGAAAUUCCCCUUUGGAGCCCUCCGCCUCAAUCCUCAUUUAAAUGGAACACUGACGCAUCUCUAGACCCGAUCCGAAGUCGAAGUGCCAUUGGAGGUGUCCUUCGUGACAGCUUCGGAAACUUCAUGUGCAUUUUUUCAUGUCCCAUUCCUCAUCUUGAGAUCAAUUCUGCUGAGGUGUAUGCGUUGUUCCGGGCUGUGAAGAUCUCUCUCUCCUCUCCUUUAAUAAACUCCAACCACUUAAUUUUUGAGUCGGAUUCAGCGAACGCAGUAAAAUGGUGCAAUGAAAGAAGUGGGGGUCCAUGGAAUUUGAACUUCAUGCUGAACUUCAUAAGAUCAGCCAUUCAUUCGCAUCUCAAUGCAAAAAUCAUCCACAAAGGAAGGGGCUCGAAUGCUGUGGCAGAUGCUUUAGCGAAGAGUGGUAUUAGAAGAGAAAAUGACUUCAUGGCUUGGUUAUAA
This is a messenger RNA of Beta vulgaris subsp. vulgaris (sugar beet), 1374 nucleotides long. RefSeq lists its product as uncharacterized. Gene Ontology annotation, molecular function: RNA-DNA hybrid ribonuclease activity; nucleic acid binding. The record is from RefSeq and is a predicted model, not a curated record. Lineage: Eukaryota; Viridiplantae; Streptophyta; Magnoliopsida; Caryophyllales; Amaranthaceae. The coding region runs from base 1 to 1374 and encodes 457 amino acids. The transcript has 2 exons.